CUCAGAUUUCCUCACUUCCUCUUUCCACCCUUGACAAUCCUUCCCGUUAUCUUUGACGCGUCUUCUCUGCAUGGAACACUUUCUAAACAACACAGCUGCAUUCUUUGAGGCUCUUUUUUACAGUUUUUCAUUUCUGCCUCUUCUCCAACUGUUUUUAGUGGAGAGAAUACAUCUGGUUUGCUCCACUGUUUUUAUUUUCUUCUUCCCUCAACCUAACAGUGUGGCAAUGGUGGAAAGUGAGUCAACAACGGGAGGAACAAGGCAGGAUGGAAACCAGGCGUCAGACCCCAUGCUGCUGAUGUCCAGCAAACCUCUGCAUCGCUUCGUCCAGAGAGAGCCCAGGAGUCUCGGGAUUGUCAUUCUCAUCUUUGGCUGUGCAGAGGUUCUGAUGGGAUUUGUGUUGGCCGGUCAAAGGGAGUUUGCUUCUCAUAGAAUCUACAUCACUUUCUGGCAGGGAGCUCUGUUUCUUGUCUGUGGAAACCUGUCCAUCUACAGUGAGAGACGUCCAUCCAAGAAGAUGGUCACUGUAUGUUUGGCCAUGUAUGUGGUUUCUCUUUUGGGACUCGUGGUCUCCAUUAUCUACCGGAUUCAACUCUUAUGCAAAUUAUUCAUGAUGAAGAACUAUUGGGGAGUUGACGAAAUGGACGAGUUGAUUGGAGUUGAAUGCGUAUUGCUCACUUCCUCUGUGUGUGUGGCUGUGCUCCUCAUCAUCUUGAGCACCGUUGCACGAUUAGCUGUGAAAUCCACAUCCAUGCAGGUUAUUGUCCAGCACAUCGCGCCUCCACUGAGCAACACAAGUCCAAAUUAAUCCCUUGUGAGGUAUUCUGCCAUGGUAACUAACACUGGUUUUCAUGCAGCAAACCAGUUCAAAUGUUCAUUUAUUCGGAGACAACAUUUCACACGUACACCACCUGGUGGGGAUCUUGUUUAGUUGUAUUUUCUAUUGCGUUGGCAUUUUACAGUACACCAGCCACACAGUCCUCUUCACACCAAAUGUAUGGAGAUCAAAGGUCAAGGUGCAAAGUUAUCACAAAGCAGCAUGUCCAAAAUCCUUAGUCCAAAAUCCAUAUUUACACUAAAAAAUCCAUGAACCCAAACUAUAAAUUUGAAAUAAUGUGUGUGUGAGUAUUUGUGUGUGUGUGCACAGUGUGUGUGAUUAUUAUCUACUUUACCUGCAUGAUUAUUUGUUUUUGCAGUAUUUGUUCAUUGAAGCUUUUUAAAAUCAAUGUGAUCCUUUAUGCAGAUAUUUUGUGAUGUAUUUUGCAGAUGUGGUCUUUUGUUACAGGACCACAUACAGUAUAUAUGUUCACGAUAUGAAGAGCCUGCAGCACAACCUGUUGCAUCUGUUGCCUGUGAAUUUGUGCAAAACAGAUUUAGCUUCAGGUGCAAUACAUGUAAAAUAUGUCAUGUUAAAUAAACUCUGAAAUGAUUGCA
Molecule: messenger RNA, 1434 nt
Organism: Pungitius pungitius (ninespine stickleback)
Lineage: Eukaryota; Metazoa; Chordata; Actinopteri; Perciformes; Gasterosteidae
Exons: 6
Coding region: 71-808 (245 amino acids)
Source: RefSeq, a predicted model, not a curated record